GCCUGCCACAGCAGCAGAACCUGUGCAACCCCCUGGGUGGGAGCUGGACCCCCGGCAUGAAGCACCUCUCCUGCGGGCCCUCGGCAGCCAUCACUGUGCUCUUCUGCACCGCCGUGCUCUGGUAUUCCUGCUCAGCGGCAGCUCAAGAGGUCUCCAAUGCUUCAACAAGCUCAAUGCUUGCAACUGAGUACGAAACACCAUGUCUUAAUGUGAACAUCUGCACGCAAGCAGCCAUGUGCUGCCAGACUGGCAUGGAUGAUUAUGGAUGGAUUGCAGCGGCCGUUGGCUGGAGCCUCUGGUUUCUGACUCUCAUCCUGCUCUGUGUGGACAAGGCCAUGAAACUCCGGCCUGACGAACCCAAAUAUUUGGUGGCCUGAAGCAGGGCAAGCCAGCAAGCAGCAGCAUCUGGAGCAGUGAAGUGCAGACAGAAUGACAAAGCAUUUCAAUCACUUAAGAAACAAAACAGAAAUAGAAUGUACCUACAGCCAAAAAUGGCCAAAUCUAACCAGGCCAUCUGCUGGGGUUUCAUCCUUUCUGGCAGGUCAGAGCUGCUGGCCAAGGUGUGGAGCAGGUGCAUCCCUGUGAGCCACCACCUGUAUCCCACAUUGCACAGAAAACCUUUUCCCCAAGACCUUUCAUGCUUGCUGUGAUUGUGCUAGCAGAAUGAGGUCCUAAAGGACCAGUUACUAGUCUAUAGCAUGUUGCCAUAAGACAACCCAGUACAUGACCUUUGGCUUUGAAACAGAAAGUGAGCAAAUAAAGCUAUUUGCUGGAGGAUCAGUUUUACCAGAUCUGUUACUAAGCUACAGACCAGGUUGCUACGUCAAUAAAUGGAUGUAACUCAUUGAUAAUACCAAGUCCUUCUCACUCACCUGCACUAUUUUAAAGUCUAUUAACUGAUACCAGUGAAGCUCUGUUCUGGAAACUUAAGGAUUGCUUGGGCUCUUUUGAAAUUAAAAUUAGUUUUUCUAGUGCAGUUCAUAUAUGCAGUUUUGUAGGAAUUGAAUGGUGGUUGUAUUUGUUCAGCUUGUGCCUGCCUAACUAAACCAAGCUGAACCACAAUGAGCAGGUUUAAACCAGGUCAUACACAAACCUAUUCCUAUUUA
Molecule: messenger RNA, 1106 nt
Organism: Melopsittacus undulatus (budgerigar)
Lineage: Eukaryota; Metazoa; Chordata; Aves; Psittaciformes; Psittaculidae
Gene: TMEM213
Product: transmembrane protein 213
Exons: 3
Coding region: 57-377 (106 amino acids)
Source: RefSeq, a predicted model, not a curated record